UAGGUUCAAAGGAGGGUGUAGGCAAAGUAUGAUGCAUUGCAAUACAGAUGAUCUGAAUCCACCAAAGCUGACUCUAUUCCUUUUCUUGUCUUUUUGUGUCUUCCCAAAAACCACUCAAUUUUCUCUUUACAUUUCUACAUUUUUUUUUCUUUUAAUUUUUAUAUGGUUUUUUUUUGUUUUUACAAUUAAAAAAAAAAACUUUUUAAACUUUAAUCCCUGAUUCCCUUUUACAAUCCCUACCUAAAAAUUGCGUAACUUUAUACUCCGGCCGUCGUCCCUUCGUCGGCGCAACAACCCCACCUCAAAUAAUCAGAGAUUGAUGCCAAUUUUCAGUGGAAUGUUUUUUAGGCAUAUUUUGUGGUAGUAAUUUAUCAAUUUUUAUAUUGAGUAUCAAGAAUUUCAAUCUGGGUUAUUAUGGGAGAGCUCGAGGAGAUUGGUCAUGAUUAUGGGUCGGAUAUAGAGGUUGAUGACUUAAGGUGCGGGAACAUUGCGGAAAAGGAUGUUAGUGAUGAAGAAAUUGAUCCGGAAGAACUCGAAAGGCGAAUGUGGAAGGAUCGAAUCAAGCUCAAGCGAAUGAAGGAGAGGGAGAAAGUAGAGGCCCAGCAGGCUGCUGAGAAGCAAAAGCCUAAGCAGACGAGUGAUCAAGCUAGGAGGAAGAAAAUGUCAAGAGCACAAGAUGGGAUUUUGAAGUAUAUGUUGAAGUUGAUGGAGGUCUGCAAAGCGCGAGGAUUUGUGUAUGGAAUAAUUCCGGAGAAGGGAAAGCCGGUUAGUGGCGCGUCUGAUAAUUUAAGGGCUUGGUGGAAGGAGAAGGUCAAAUUUGAUAAGAAUGGUCCUGCUGCAAUAAACAAGUAUGAAGCUGACUGUUUGGCAAUGAGUGAAGGAGCUAGUAAUGGAAAUGGUCAAAACACUUUGCAGGAAUUGCAAGACGCUACUUUAGGAUCGCUGUUGUCGUCGUUGAUGCAGCAUUGUAAUCCUCCUCAGAGGAAAUUUCCUCUAGAGAAAGGUGUGCCUCCACCAUGGUGGCCUUCAGGAGAUGAAGAAUGGUGGUCUAAGCUGAGUUUGCCGAAGGGUCAGAGCCCUCCGUAUAAGAAACCACAUGAUCUGAAGAAGAUGUGGAAAGUUGGGGUUUUAACUGCUGUGAUCAAGCACAUGUCUCCUGAUAUUGCAAAGAUAAGAAGGCUUGUGCGGCAAUCUAAAUGCUUACAAGACAAGAUGACUGCUAAGGAGAGUUCAAUUUGGCUAGGGGUUUUAGGUCGGGAGGAAUCCCUUAUCAGGCAGCCUAGCAGUGAUAAUGGAACGUCAGGUAUUACUGGAAGUCCACCAGGCCCGCGUGGUGAAAAGAGAAAACCUGCUGCUAGUAGUGAUAGUGAUUAUGACGUUGAUGGCAUUGAUGAAGGUGCAGGUUCUGUUUCUUCUAAAGAUGAAAGGAAAAAUCAACUAAGUGAUGCAGAAACAAUGGGUGAACCUGUGAUCAAUAAUCGUUCUUCUUCCCGGAGUAAGAACCCUAUUGAGAAACAAAAUAAGAGAAAAAGAUCACGUGGAAAAGCGAGCUCAAUUGAUCAGCAAACCACCCCUUCUAUGGAUGAUCAGCAGUUGGCAGCUAGUGUUCCGCAAUUGGCACCUAGCGAUCAGCAAGCUGCACCAUCUACAAAAGAGAAUUUGGUGGGUGAACCUGCAAGACCUGGUCUUGUGUCUGACUUGGACCAUAAUGAUUUCCAGAUGCAUGAUAACCAGCCGGAGAAUGGCUCGAUAUUUAUCGAACCCUUGGUUUCUAUGGACAGUGAUAUAAUGGGGCAAUUUCAUCCUCCAGCCUCUGAUUAUAGUCAGUUUAGUCACUUUUCUAAUGUCCGUCCUCCCCAUUUGAUGUCUGGACAUAACAUGUUUGUUGGAGGCCAAUCGUUCCACCAUCCAACGGUACAAGGUGCUGAGUUGCAACACGGUGAUCCUUAUUAUCCAUCAAUUCAAUAUGGGCAAAGACUUGAUGAGCAGCGUUUGCAGCAUACCAUUAGUGAACCCCAAACUAGGCAAGAAGCUGUUGGAAUGCAUCUUCCAUCCCUUAAUACAACCGAGAAUGAUAUCACUGGAGGCCACUUGCACCAUUAUGGUGUUGAUGCAUUCCAGGAAAAGAAUCGACCCUUUGAUAGUCAUCUUGGAUCUCCCUUUAAUGGUCUUUCUAUAGAUUUUGAUCAAUUUGAUACUACUUUCCCUGAAAUUGAGGGCUUUGGUUUAGACGAGGAUUACUUAGCUGGUGAUGACCUUGACAUCUUGCAAUACUGUGGAGCUUAGAAUGGCGGAGUGGUUUUUUUGCAGCUAAAACUGCAACGCUCCAGGCAAGCUGAAUUAAUGAUGAAGUUUGAGCUUGUGGCCUGUAUAGUUGUCAGCUUGAAUAGUCCUUAAAGUUUCAAGUUACUAGAUUAGUUUAAUUCAUUUAUCCAAACAACAGUACAAUGAUCUGUUCUUUAGUUGACAUAGAAAGUUCGGGAUUUGACAUUAUGAUAUUGAUAUGUUUGGAUUAAAUAAAUUUUGUAUAUUUGGUUGGUUGAUCUUAAUCUUCUCAUUGCUAGGCAUUGAAAUUCUUCAGGUUUGAUAAUGAUUGUAACAGUUCUGUUUAAGGUGGAAAAUAAAACGUUAUGUUCAACA
This is a messenger RNA of Chenopodium quinoa (quinoa), 2640 nucleotides long. Its product is annotated as ETHYLENE INSENSITIVE 3-like 3 protein. The transcript has 3 exons. NCBI's taxonomy places the organism in Eukaryota, Viridiplantae, Streptophyta, Magnoliopsida, Caryophyllales, Amaranthaceae. The record is from RefSeq and is a predicted model, not a curated record. Gene Ontology annotation, molecular function: DNA binding; DNA-binding transcription factor activity. Gene Ontology annotation, cellular component: nucleus. Bases 415 to 2286 code for a protein of 623 amino acids.